AUGAAUUGCAGCAAUGGGAAUGACAUGUGGGAUUGGGAAAGCCACGAGUAUUACAUUGAAGAUAACACUACAAUUGAAAUACCUAAUUCCCUGUUGAAUGGAGGGACUGAAAAUGCAGAUGAUAUAUCGUACACAUUCAACAAUGAAACUACCCCAGUUAAAGCUUGUGGAGAUUUAGCUUACCAUGUUACCAGCAAUGAAGUUAUGGAGAAAGAGUCAGAGCAAUACAAAGAGCCUUCAUCUCAAGUUAAAAGGCGUCGUAUGCUGCAGUUUGAUUCUGAAGUUCUUGAUGCUCCUCCUUUCAAUGAUGAUGCAUUUUUAAGAUCAAAGGAGACACAGGAAUCUCUCGCGGAUGCUCUAUCUGAAAUGUCUGAGUGGGCCGCUGGAUUUACAGCUGAAGGAACGUCUGCAUCUAUUGAUGAUUGUCUGGACCCGUCAUCUGAAGGUUGGAUCGCUGAUUGCAUUAAUGAUGCUGAAAUGCAUUUUUGCACUGAAGAAAUUGCUUCUGAUCCAUCUGAGGAUGUUCAAAUUGACAUUGCAGAACUUUGCAACUCACCUCCUCAAUUUGAUGCUACCCAAGUAAAGAAAAAUCCAGUCCGUACGCAUCAAAAUGUCGUUUUCAAAGGUAAAAAAUCGUAUAUACGCACACCUCCAAAACUGGCCUCAUCAGUUGUUUACCCUUUCGCCUUCAUUAAACCGUGUGCCAUCCAUGGUGACAUGACUCUGAAGGACAUAAAUCGAAAGAUACAUAAUCCGCCUAAAUCAAAGCCAAAUGAAGAUGAUCCAUCUGUUUCUUAUCCUACCUCGGCUUUCUCUGGUAAGCCUGUGGUCGGGAAAACCAAAAUCCGUACAGAAGGUGGAAAAGGGAGCAUCACUAUUAUGAGGACAAAAGGGUAA
Molecule: messenger RNA, 897 nt
Organism: Striga hermonthica
Lineage: Eukaryota; Viridiplantae; Streptophyta; Magnoliopsida; Lamiales; Orobanchaceae
Source: the annotation of a GenBank genome assembly